CUCGUGCAUUCCGCGCUGAUGUUACAGUGUAGCAACUUGCCUACGCAAUUGACAACUUCUUCCCCCGCUCGAAAUGGAUGGACUCACCCACGACUCAUCUAUUCUAAUCAUUGGAGGAGGUACCUGGGGCUGCUCAAUUGCGCUGCAGCUAGCCCGGCGGGGUUAUAGGAACAUCAAUGUUCUAGACGCGUCAGAGUUCCCUUCGCCAAUUGCUGCUGGAAAUGACAUCAACAAGAUUGCUGAAGAGGCCAACCCGCCAUCGGAGGACGACUCUGAUGAGAACUACAUGUGGAACCGUAUUCAUCAGAUGUCGAUGCACGCAUGGCUGAACGACGAUUUACUUAAGCCGUUCUACCAUUCUACUGGCUUUAUCAUGGCCGCAUGCGGAGAUGACGCCUAUAAACACGUGCUGGAAUAUGCUGCGGAGGAGAAGGCGGAACUGGUUCCUCUCAAAACCGCAGAUGACUUUCAAAAAACGAUGCCCAAGGGAGUGCUAACCGGAUCUUUUCCCAAGUGGCGUGGGUACUGGAAGAAGAAGGGUGCUGGAUGGUUGUUUGCUCGAGGCGCCCUCGAAGCCAUGCAUACUGAAUCUAUCCGAUUAGGAGCCAAAUAUGUGACUGGAGGACUACAAGGCAAGGUAGACUCCUUGAUUAUUUCGUCGUCUGCAGAAGAUGCACGGACUAUAAUUGGUGCAAAGACUGCCGAUGGUGCAGACCACAAAGCAGACUACACAGUCCUUGCAGCGGGCGCGAAUAGCGACGUGCUGCUAGACUUCAAGAAGCAGCUUAGACCAACAGCAUGGACGCUUGCGCACUUACCAAUGUCGAUUAAGGAGGCACGAAUUUGGGGAGACUUACCGGUGUUAUACGGGGUCGAUCGAGGAUUCUUCAUUGAGCCAGAUGAAGAGAAACAUGAGCUCAAGAUUUGCGACGAGCAUCCUGGGUACUGCAACUUCGUUGAGGUGGACCAAGAGGUGAGGUCUGUGCCUUUUGCACGUCAACAGAUUCCCGUCGACGCAGAGCAUCGCAUGCGGGUAUUACUGGCUGAAACAGUGCCUCACCUUGCGGACCGCCCUUUCAACUUUGCACGAAUUUGCUGGGAUGCCGAUACCGUAGACCGGUUCUUUUUGAUUGACCGGCAUCCGGAAAUCUCAAAUUUGUUGGUCGCAGUAGGCGGCUCUGGACAUGGUUUCAUGACGAAUCCCGCUGUGGGUGUUAUAGCCGUGGAUGCUCUCGAAGGGGUCAUGGAGCUGCGACUACAGAAAAUGAUGAAGUGGCGACCUGAAAAUGCUGUUGGACGAGACUGGUGUGCCACACAAAACAGAUUUGGGGCCGAUGGGAAGAUAAUGGACCUGAGCCUCGUCAAGGACUGGACCAAGAUCGAGAAGCCUAAUGAGCGCUCGUAGUAGUUCGUCUUUGCGACUAUUUGAUGCUUCGAUGUUUUUCAGAAAUCUGGGUAUGACGUAUAAUCUUGAAAGGGUGAAUCAUAUCGGUUUUGAGUUUGACGUUCACGAGUUGUCGUCCGUAAGCAGGUGAGAUCCAGGUGAGCAU
This is a messenger RNA of Mytilinidion resinicola, 1550 nucleotides long. RefSeq names its product nucleotide-binding domain-containing protein. Gene Ontology annotation, molecular function: flavin adenine dinucleotide binding; saccharopine oxidase activity; sarcosine oxidase activity. The transcript is spliced from 3 exons. Lineage: Eukaryota; Fungi; Ascomycota; Dothideomycetes; Mytilinidiales; Mytilinidiaceae. Bases 74 to 1405 code for a protein of 443 amino acids. The record is from RefSeq and is a predicted model, not a curated record.